This is a messenger RNA of Amorphotheca resinae ATCC 22711, 1416 nucleotides long. RefSeq lists its product as hypothetical. Lineage: Eukaryota; Fungi; Ascomycota; Leotiomycetes; Helotiales; Amorphothecaceae. Gene Ontology annotation, cellular component: nucleus. The record is from RefSeq and is a predicted model, not a curated record. The transcript is spliced from 2 exons. Gene Ontology annotation, biological process: regulation of transcription by RNA polymerase II. Gene Ontology annotation, molecular function: RNA polymerase II cis-regulatory region sequence-specific DNA binding; DNA-binding transcription factor activity, RNA polymerase II-specific. The coding region runs from base 1 to 1416 and encodes 471 amino acids.
AUGAAUCCGGGGGAGUACCAGCGUUCUCAGAUGCAUGAUUUGCCUAUGGAUUUUCAGUAUGAUGGAAGUCAGGUAGUAUCAUCUCAACCAGCCGACGGAAUGCCAUCAUUCGAUGGUCUUCCCCGAACGCCUUCAGAGCAGCAACUCUUGAGCUCUUGGCCUCCAACUAUGAAUAACUACAACUUCACAAGUCCAAUGCAGACCGCGCAAGCUUCAGCUGAGUGGGCCAACCCGACCUACGCAUCUACGGAUUUCGAUGAUACCCCUCUCACAAAUGAUUACAGUUAUUACUCUCAUUACUCCUCAACUUUUCCAGGAGCCCAUCAGAAUGAUGCUUUCUCGCGGGGUCUGACUCUGGACGGUGUUCCUCGCACUUGGCAGUUAUCCCACGAUUCCAGGCUGCCCAGCGACGGUAUGGCGGAUCUGAAAGCUUAUGAGCCCUCUAUUUAUAUGAUAGAACAGAGCAGGGAAGAACCAGCAGAUUUUGCGGUAAUGAGACCUGAUCUAGUCUACGACCGUCAUGACAGUUCUCGAGACUUUCCACGAAGCAUCAGCGGAAGCCCCAAGAUUGAAAAGGAGGCCAUUUGCAAUGAUCUUUUGGGAUUUGGAAGAACAGCUCGCUCCAAGAUGCAAAUGAGCGAGGCUUCGGAUGACAGUGGAAACAGCUCCCGUGAGAUGACGGCCGUGGACUUUGAAGACCACGGUGCGGACGAGCCAUACGCAAAACUGAUUUACCGAGCGCUCAUGAGCGCCCCCAAUCACUCUAUGGUCUUGCAAGAGAUAUACCAAUGGUUUCGAGAUAACACAGCUAAGGGGAGCUCAGAUACGAAAGGAUGGAUGAAUAGCAUUCGCCAUAACCUGUCGAUGAAUGCAGCAUUCAAAAAGACCGAGCGGAAAGUUCCGGGUGAUGAGACCAAGAAAUCAACGGAAUGGGUGUUGGAGGACUUUGCUAUCAAAGAUGGUGUCCAGUCGACAACAAGAUACCGCAAAGGAACAGGCAGCAAAAAGUUCACUAAAUCUGAUAAUCCGGCACCGGCAAGACAGACAUCAGGUCGAAAGGGGGGGAUUUGCGCAGGCAAGACAAAAUCACAGCGGUCAAAGGUCCGGGACGACCGGCCAGAUAUACGUCUAUCUGGUCUUGAACUUGACACCGGAAGCCAUGCGCAAUUCCACCACGAUGUCAGGACUGAAGUCAUACAACGACAUAUUUCUCCCCUGACGCCACCCAACCUCGAGAGCAUCUUUCCGAGCCCAUACUACUUUCCCAAGAACGAGCAGUUCGAACUGCCGUACGAGGACAUGUGCGGCCUCGAGGUUGUCCAAGGUGUCUACAUCGACGAGAAUGAACCGCCCUUCACCAGCCCCCCGAAUCCCCAUUUCACCAGCACGCAUUCCAUGGGCGCCAAUCGAUACUGA